This is a messenger RNA of Dermatophagoides farinae (American house dust mite), 634 nucleotides long. The record is from RefSeq and is a predicted model, not a curated record. Lineage: Eukaryota; Metazoa; Arthropoda; Arachnida; Sarcoptiformes; Pyroglyphidae.
AUGAAUGGCAUGUUCACAUACGACGAACGUUUAUUGAGCCAAUCUCAUAUGAUUAUAAUCAUGAUGUCUGAACCAAUCAACAUGUCCAAUAGCGAAACUCGAGUCCAAUUUGCCAAAGAGAAUGACAGUCUGGAACACAAUUGCGAAAUUCAAGUGCAAAUAUCCAACGAAUUGGUGGUCAAUAUUCAUCUGGGAUUCUUGCAGGUCAACUAUAAAUAUGAAAUUAAAUUUUCAUUCGAAUCUUCGGAAUGGAUUGAAAACGAAUUUGACCUCAACAGCAGCUGCACGAAUGAUAGUCAUGCACAAAUAAUCGAAAUUCGAUCAAAUGCCAAAGACGAUGAUGAUAAAACAGUGUUUGAACAUCAAGUGACUGCACAUUUGUUUGCCUUCAAGGAAAAAUUUCUCAAACAAACCGUAUCAUUAUUACCUUUGAAUCAAACUUCGAACAAAGUAUUAACACUCAUAUUCAAUGCCAGAGUGUUGGGCAAAGACAAGGGAACACCGUUGCUCAAGAAUGGCGUACAAAGUAUUGGCUACUGUCCAGAUGAAGAUGAUGACGAGCAAAUGUAAUCAAAUGUCAAGAAUGAAUAAUAACACGCAUAAUAAUAUGAUUAUAAUGAUAUAAUUAUAAAAA